ACCCAGAGGACACGCCGGAGGGGGGAGGGUGGGUGGUCGGACGAAGGUUGGAGGUCCGGCGGCACAUGUUCCCGAAGUGUCGCGCCGUCGUCACCGGUCAUCUCCCGGCAGGAGCAGCCUCCCCGAGCGGGAUCCACGCCGGACGGCUCCACACUUCCACUCCCCGCCAGAGGAGAGCACGCCUCGCAAGAUGUAACGCCGACGGUUGGAGGAGCUCUCAUUCCUUCCCAUGCACUUUGCAACGGCGCUCCGGCCGCCGGUUCCCCCUUUUGGGCUUUCCGUUUUCAUUUUUGCAUUUGCCAGCAGACGCGAUGGCAGUUCCGUCCACAUCCGGGCCACAAUGCCGUGACUCCAUUAUUGUCUAAAAGUGGCGGAGAGGCUGAUAAACCUGCUUAUUUUUCCGCCCGAAGCGCCGUGAAGGCCGGGACAAAGAGGUGAUGUCGAACCAAGGAGUUCGGCGGAACGGGCCGGUGAAGCUGCGACUAACAGUUUUGUGUGCCAAAAACCUGGUCAAGAAGGACUUCUUCCGUCUCCCGGAUCCUUUUGCCAAGGUGGUUGUGGAUGGUUCGGGCCAAUGCCAUUCCACAGACACUGUGAGGAACACGCUCGAUCCCAAGUGGAAUCAACACUACGACCUUUACAUCGGGAAGUCAGAUUCCAUCACCAUCAGCGUGUGGAACCACAAGAAGAUUCACAAGAAACAAGGGGCUGGCUUCCUGGGAUGUGUUCGCCUUUUAUCCAACGCCAUCAACCGCCUUAAAGACACAGGCUACCAGAGGCUGGACUUGAACAAGCUGAGUCCAAAUGACAGCGACACCGUCAGAGGCCAGAUAGUGGUGAGCCUGCAGUCCAGGGACCGGAUCGGCACGGGAGGCCCCGUCGUAGACUGCAGUCGACUCUUCGACAAUGAUCUUCCAGAUGGCUGGGAGGAGAGAAGGACUGCGUCCGGACGAAUCCAAUACUUGAACCACAUCACACGCACCACGCAGUGGGAGAGGCCGACCAGACCCGCAUCCGAGUAUUCGAGCCCCGGGCGGCCACUCAGCUGCAUCGUGGAUGAGAACACCCCCAUUAGCACCAACGGUGCCACGCCCACCGCAGCGUUGCCGCCCAGUGACGGUGACCAGCGGGCCCAGGAGAGGCGUGUUCGAUCCCAGCGGCACCGCAACUACAUGAGCAGAACGCACCUGCACACACCCCCGGACCUCCCUGAGGGCUACGAACAGAGGACCACGCAGCAAGGCCAGGUCUACUUCCUCCACACGCAGACAGGCGUCAGCACAUGGCACGACCCCAGGGUACCCAGGGAUCUGAGUAACGUCAACUGUGAGGAAUUGGGUCCUCUGCCUCCCGGAUGGGAGAUACGCAACACCGCCACGGGACGGGUUUACUUCGUCGACCACAACAAUCGAACCACGCAGUUCACCGACCCGCGCCUCUCUGCCAACUUGCAUCGGGUCCUUAAUCCGAGCUCCAAUGGCUCUCGAGGAGGCAUAGAAAGUCAGAAUGUGAGUCGCCAGAACCAGCUGAAGGAGCAGGUCCAGCAGGCUCUGGUGUCCACGGGUCAGCUCCCGGACGAGGCGGAGUGUCUGACCGUGCCCAAGUACAAGAGAGACCUGGUCCAGAAGCUGAAGAUCCUCCGACAGGAGCUGUCCCAGCAGCAGCCGCAGGCCGGGCAUUGUCGCAUCGAGGUGUCCCGUGAGGAGAUAUUUGAGGAGUCUUAUCGACAGGUCAUGAAAAUGAGGCCAAAGGACUUGUGGAAAAGGCUCAUGGUGAAGUUUCGGGGAGAAGAAGGUCUGGAUUACGGAGGGGUUGCUCGGGAGUGGCUCUAUCUUCUAUCACAUGAGAUGCUCAACCCGUACUACGGUCUGUUCCAAUACUCCCGUGAUGACAUCUACACGCUGCAGAUUAACCCCGACUCGGCUGUAAACCCUGAGCACUUGUCAUACUUCCACUUUGUGGGCCGCAUCAUGGGCAUGGCGGUGUUCCACGGUCACUACAUAGACGGAGGCUUCACCUUACCCUUCUACAAACAGCUGCUGGGUAAACCCAUAACCCUGGACGACAUGGAGUCCGUAGACCCGGACCUGCACAACAGCCUGGUGUGGAUCCUGGACAACGACAUCACAGGCGUGUUGGACCACACCUUCUGUGUGGAACACAACGCCUACGGGGAGAUCAUCCAGCAUGAGCUCAAGCCCAACGGAAAGAGCAUCCCCGUCACGCAGGACACCAAGAAGGAAUACGUCCGCCUGUACGUCAACUGGCGCUUCCUGCGAGGCAUCGAGGCCCAGUUCCUGGCCCUGCAGAAGGGCUUCAACGAAGUCAUCCCCCAACACCUCCUGAAGGCCUUCGACGAGAAGGAGCUGGAGCUGAUCGUAUGCGGCCUGGGGAAAAUCGACAUCAAUGACUGGAAGUCCAACACGCGGCUCAAGCACUGCACUCCGGACAGUAACAUUGUCAAGUGGUUCUGGAAAGCCGUGGAGUCCUUCGACGAGGAGCGAAGAGCUCGUCUGCUGCAGUUCGUCACGGGCUCCUCCAGGGUUCCCCUGCAAGGCUUCAAGGCCCUCCAAGGAGCUGCUGGCCCACGACUGUUUACCAUCCACCAGAUCGAUGCCAACGCCAACAACCUCCCCAAAGCCCACACCUGUUUCAAUCGGAUCGACAUUCCUCCCUAUGAAAGCUACGACAAACUGUACGACAAGCUGCUCACCGCCAUUGAGGAGACGUGCGGCUUCGCUGUGGAGUGACUCUAACGGAGGCGCGUCAUCAACGUCAUCCACCACCAGCAGAGGAAACGUGCUUUGGCCCCCCGAGCAGCCGCCCGCCGCCCAACCCGAGGGGUGGUCCACAUUGGCUCCCCCAGGGAGACGCGGGGCAGAGAUGACCAAAAUUUAUUAUCUGAUGCUGUUUUUUUUUCCUUCACACACAUCAGACACUCGUUGGUCUCUUUUAUUGUUGAACAAAACAACUGCAGCUGCUAAUAACUAGCUACUAACUUUUGGAACCUGCAGGAUUCGCCGACUCUUCCUUUUUUCCUAACGUCAUUCAAGCUUCUUUUUUGAAAUCCAUGUAGCAAGGCUCCAUCUUUCCACACGGAUCCCACCCACCCAAGACUGAUGUGUCUGCUGGAGUACAGGGUAAUGGAUGGUUACCACAACCACUCGGAAACACCAACUUCUCAUACAGAGUGUGCCUUGGACUGAUCACAAGGGGGCUGGCGGGAAGGCCAAGGCUGGGAGGUUAGGGGUACUCUAUGUGCAGACUGAGACCCCCCCCCCCGCCUGCGCCAAAGACGGCAGCAUAGACCCCCACGAGUCGCCGCACAACCGCACAACCGCACGCCACGUACCCACAAACCCAUUUUACACGCUCAACUUGUUUCUUUGACAAUGAAUGAAGAGCUUGAAAUGUGUUAUUUUUCUAUAAUAGGGAAAAUGGAAGAGAGUGAGUAAAGUUCUAUCUAAUAUAUCUAAUUUAUUGCCGGUAUAUACAAAUAUUUGUAUAUCACAACCCCCCCUUGCCAUCCUUCCAUGCAAUGUUGUUGCUGUUAAAAGGAACUCAAAUAAGCUGAACGUCAACAAUCUGUUGGUGUAUUCUGGAACCUCUAACCUUUGACCUUUUAGGGAGAGGCGUAUGUCUUAAAAGCUGACCAAUCGUCAGCUCGGUAAAAAACUCAGCAGCCCCUUUAAAAACAUGCUGAUAUCACUCUGCAGCUACUUCAAGCAAAGUUAUGUUUUAUGCUUUUUACCCUCGACAAAUAUGAAUUCUAAGGUUUUUCUUUUAACCCCCCCGCCCUCCAGCCCAGAGUCCAGAGUGAUCAGUGAUUUACUACCUUGAGUCCAUGUGGUGCUAAACACCAUGGUUUGUUUUUCAUGGGAACCACGCAUGCUUUGAUUGAUUUCUACGUACCACCCAUGUCUGUGGCCCAAAAAAAGACAAAACUUUUGCAAGAAUAAGAUCUCUUCCUCGCCACAUUCUCAGGGGAUAUCAUACAAAGCUUCUUUUUUUGUCCACAAGCCAAUUGUGAACAUUUUACUUUCAAAAUAUCUGCUUCUCCAUUGGAUGCUUGUAUGUCUCAACAUCAACACCUGCUUGGAAAUGAGCUGAUUGAGACAAUUGUCUUCAUAUUUUAUUUGUCAUACACUUCUUACUACCAUUGAAUAUGAAUAUAUCGAAUGUUUAAAAAAAAUGCUGCCUGUCGAGCAAUCUCUAUGACCGCGGACUGUUCUUAACGUUUGCAUACACAGAAGACAACUUGAGGUAAAAUGACAAGUGUCCUCACAUGGUGCUUUGUACAGUGACCAGAUAUUGUUCAUAAACUGUAUGUGGAUCAAACAAGCCCUAAUUUAUCUUUAACUUAAUUACAAACUGAUUGACUUGCACAAACGGCGAGUAUGAAACGGGACCUCUGCUGCGUAUUCAUCCACUUAGAAGUCCAGUGCACAAGCGGAUAGAUCAACCUUGCCGUCUGUUCCCACACUUUCUGCUCGGCAUCGCCCCACUGAUGCCCCACUGAUGCCCCAUUGAUGCCCCUACUGCAGAGCUGAACUUUUUAGGAGGAACCCAGUGAAGGAGAAGAAAUGCAACUCUUGCCUUUUAUGUUUUUUAUAGCAUGAUCCACUAGGACUAUUAUUAUCUCUCAUAGCUGACUGAUGCAAUUUCAUGUAUGUUAACACUACCAUUUUGUAAGAGUAUUUUAUUUUUGUGUGUAAUUAGUUCUAAUUAAACUUGCCUUUGUCUAACAAUGUAAGGCCUUGUACAUGA
Molecule: messenger RNA, 4767 nt
Organism: Doryrhamphus excisus (bluestripe pipefish)
Lineage: Eukaryota; Metazoa; Chordata; Actinopteri; Syngnathiformes; Syngnathidae
Gene: smurf2
Product: SMAD specific E3 ubiquitin protein ligase 2
Biological process (GO): proteasome-mediated ubiquitin-dependent protein catabolic process; negative regulation of BMP signaling pathway; protein ubiquitination
Cellular component (GO): cytoplasm
Molecular function (GO): SMAD binding; ubiquitin protein ligase activity
Source: RefSeq, a predicted model, not a curated record